GACUCCUGGAUCGGAAUCUUGUUUGAUGCUAAACGUGUUGUGUAUGUUGUGUAUGUUGUGUAUGUCUACAUUUCUGCAUCAAUUGUUCCUUCCCCCUCCGUUCUAAGAAAGGAAGGACGAACCCUUAGGUUAAGGCAGCAAGCUCACACUUAAUCGUUCACUUGUACUUGCACGAAUAAUUCAUUUCCUGAAUCAAAUCUUCUCCUUCUCCAUCAUCGCCAUAGGUUUUAUCUUCACUUCAAUCAAAUCAUCAAAACCCUAAGCUUCGAAUUGUUGUUCAAGACAUCUCGAAUAUUUGGUAGCCUUCAAAUUGGUGGGGUACAGUCGUGUCACGACCGAUAUCAUCUCAACUGUUCAACACGGGUAUUGAUGUGACAUUCAUGAGCGGCGAAUGAGCAAAGAGGGUAAAGGAACCAGAAGUUCAUAAAAGUCGACAAAGGUCACGAAGGGUCAAAAGAGACAAUAUCAUCGCCGUCUUUGUCGUCGUCGUCAUCAUCAUCAUGCCAAGACUCCAAACCAAAAAUGAUCAGCUCAAUCUGCUUCGAAUGCAACUUGAAGAAGAGCAAAAAUCGUGUGCUAGUCUCCGUCAUACCAUCAAGGCGAAGCAAGCUAUCAUUGAAAGCACUCUUGCGCAAUUGAAGGAUGCGAAAGAAAGUCUGAUUCAGGCUACAUCUACUUCACCUUUUAUGAAAAAACUUCCUGUCGAACUUCGUCUCAAGAUUUAUAAAUUACUCCUGGUCAAUCCCAAGUUGAGUGAAGCCGAUACUAUUGGCAAAGCUGCCGAAUAUGGAAAAUGUGUAAAGUUCGAACUUACCCCAACAAUCUUACGUACGUGUAAAGCAAUUCACGACGAAGCGGAACCGAUUCUCUAUGGCUCAAACACUUUCAUCAUUGAAUGUAUUGGCGGCUAUGGUCCAGUUGGUUCCCUUCAUGUCCCACAAUCACCACUCACCAGAUUUACGGAUCCCAGCUUCGAUAAUUUUGAGGAUACCGAUUCAGAGGAUGAUUUUGAGCGCAACAUGAUGGGAUAUUCUGGAACAGAAAUCCCUUUUGAUUUCUCCACAUUUGGAGCCUUGAAGAAAGUUAAACGCUGGAGAAUACUUGCUGGUGCAUACAGACCAACUACAACAAAUCCGGUACCAGCAAAGUCUUUUGUUCAUUUUUGUCAAGCAUUAUGUCAAGAAGCUCCAACACAACCACAAAGAUCUCUCGAAAUCGUCAUUGCACUUGCAAGAGUCAGUAUCGUCAUUUCUCCGACUAGGGCUGAGGAUACACAAUACAAAUUUUCGCAAGAUCAACUUAACUAUCUACUUCAACCGCUGAGGCUCUUGAGAGACAUACAUUUGGAGUUGAACAUUGCACAAUUUAAGACAGACUUACCACAGUCUACUCAUUUGUGCGGCAUGGGUCCUGAGUAUUACUUUCCUUACAGCGAAGCCCAAACAGUCGAGGUCAAUCUUGAGAGAUCUAUGAAUUUGGCGUUGCCGAUCGUUCAACAAUACCAAGCUAUUGUGGAGGAUCUUUCGCCCGUUGAAAAGGUAUUCAAGAUGUAUCAGCGAUUAGAGCGAUAUGUGGUUUCAUUCGAAAGAUCUGGACAAUUCGCGAGGGAUCUAAUCACCUUACAAAAAGGUCAUGAAGGUAGUCGGAGAGAGACUCGUCAUUUUGGUUGGCAACUUCCUGGUGCUUCUUUUGGCAACCCUUUCAAAUCUCGCUCUCCUUCAUCGUAUCAUCCAGUGGAGCUUGCUUUUUCUAAAGCUAUCGUAGCCAAAGAUAAGGAGGAUGUCACAGAGUUCAAAGCUGCUAGAGCUUCUGUUUUGAAAGAACUAGAUCCUCAAUACAGAAGAAUGGUCGAAGCAUCUAGAAAGUUGACAGCUUUCGUCGAAAAGGAGAGACUUUCAGGAGUAUUUCAUAAGUGUACUGGUUGUAGUGUAUUCCAUCAAUACGAAGAAGAUCCAUACGAGAGUAGUCUUGGAGAAGAUUUGGAUCGCUACAUCUAUGAACUCGAUAAGAUCGCCAGUUUAUUAAAUCGAAGUAUGCCUGAUCACAUUCAGAUUCAAAUACAGAAAGGAACCACAAUGUAUGAGGCAGCAUACUUUCAUUUGGAGAGAGAAAGACUUUUCCGAAAGUUACGUUGGAUGCAAAAGCAAGACAUCCUUGUAAAGAAUCCUUCACAAAUCGCUAAAUGGACGAAGCGACUCAUUGAAGAUAUGUGGGGGGAUUGUCAAGGUAUUAGCUGGCAUAGAGAGUGUCUUUUUAAGGAUGAUAUUACAGAUAUUGGCUGCAAAAUCAAUAAAAAAUUGGGCCAGGGAUUGAUGGAACAAGAAUUGGAGUGGCUUGAAGGAUUUGAAAGUGAUGAAGAGGAAUUUCAUGAAUUUCGCUAUGGAGAUUAAAUAUUUGAUGAGAAAUCAGAGAUGGAAUUUUUGAAAUGGACAAGAGGUGUUCACAGAUGGAGAGAUACUAGGUAGUAGCUAUUGCAAAAUUUGCUGAUGGGGAAAUGGGAUGGAAUACAUGAUGAUACAUGUUCUGAAGGCUUAGCUGAGCAUGGUAUGUUAUGGCGAUAUGGGAAUAUGACUGACUGGCUCUUCUGGCUCUUAAAAAUAAUUUGUUGUAAUUGCUACCAUUAUCGUAUGUAGAUGUAUUUGUAUGGUUUAUUUCUUGUCUAUUCUCAUCUCUUCCGUCUCUUCUACCUCAUUUUAAUUCGGAUACUGGGUGUGUGA
Molecule: messenger RNA, 2717 nt
Organism: Botrytis cinerea B05.10
Lineage: Eukaryota; Fungi; Ascomycota; Leotiomycetes; Helotiales; Sclerotiniaceae
Exons: 3
Coding region: 501-2390 (629 amino acids)
Source: RefSeq, a predicted model, not a curated record